GUCGAGUGGUUAGGCAAAAUAAUUUACACAAACUACUAUUUCUGGAAUAUGCAUAAGUACUACGGAGCUCCAGGCUGGCAACGUGAUAGCAACUCAUCAUAAGCCACACAAAUACCAAGAUGCUCCCAGACCUCACACACGUUGAACCCUCCAACUCUGCCAUAGUCGUCAUCGACGUACAGAACGACUUCGUCAGCGGCAGUCUCGCCGUCCGCGACGCAGAGCAGAUCAUCAGUACCAUCAACGCUCUCCUGACGCUUCCAUUCGCUCUUAAAGUUGGUUCCCAAGACUAUCACCCCGCCAACCACAUAUCGUUUGCGCGCAAUCAUGCGGGGAAAAAGGAAUUUGACAAGAUCACCAUAUUCCCUCCCGCAGAGUUGGUAGCAGGGAUGCCUGAGGAUGAAAGGCCACUUGAAGCGCUAGAUCAGGUGCUGUGGCCUGUCCAUUGCGUUCAGGACACGUUUGGGGUAGCAUUUGUGGACGGCCUAGAGCAUGAGGGCCUGGAAGUCGUCCGCAAGGGCUGCGACGUCGGGGUCGAGUGUUAUUCUGCAUUCGAAGAUCCAUGGGGACUCACAAACACUGGACUCAAGGACAAGCUGAAGAACAAGGAAAUAUCAAAUAUUUUCGUGGUCGGAAUAGCGGGAGAUUAUUGCGUCAAGUUUACUGCACUUGAUGCAAAGAAACACGGGUUCAGGACAUUUGUGAUCAAGGAUGCGGUCAAGAGUGUAUCUGAUGAGGGCACAGAAUGGAUCGAGAUGACCAAGGCGGGGGUGGAAAUUAUCGACACGGCUGAAGAGCUUUUGACGUCAAAGAUAUUCUCUCAGUAGCUUAUAUAA
Suillus bovinus is the source of this 836-nucleotide messenger RNA. Its product is annotated as Isochorismatase-like protein. Lineage: Eukaryota; Fungi; Basidiomycota; Agaricomycetes; Boletales; Suillaceae. The record is from RefSeq and is a predicted model, not a curated record. The coding region runs from base 120 to 827 and encodes 235 amino acids. The transcript has 2 exons.